AUGGAGUCAACUGCAUACGAAUACUUCGAAGCUCUACGCAAGUAUCAUAAAAUUGUUAAUGAUUUUAUCUCAGAAACCAUUAAUCAAGAAAGCGAAAAAGAUAACAACUAUUUCAAUUUCUCUCAAGAUAUCGAAAGGCUGAGAAAAGAAUGUUCUAAUCUUUUAGAAAUGGAUCAAUCAGAAAUUUUGCAAGAUGAUAUCUUAUCUUGUAGAAACCCUUUUCAGCUACUCUUAUACUUAGCUUUGAACUCUCAAUGAAAUUUACUUGAGAACGUCGGUUUAGAUAUCCUUACUAAUGAAGCAUGCUAUCCAACUUUUCAAAUAAAUCUCAAGUUAUUCUCCAGCCAAGAGUUCUAUGAGACAAUGACCGAUUUAGAAUUAAACGAAAUAACUAGAUCGUUAAAAAGAACAUUGGCAAUAUAUUUCUAUAUCCACGUUUCUGGCUCAUGCAUUUUACAUAUGGAUAAAAUUUAUCGAGAUAAAAACUACCCAGCAAGAAUCACAGAAUCGGAGAACCAGCAAUGCUUGAACUUUUAUAGAAGUCUUACAUCAAAUAGCAUAGUUUCAGAUGCAUUCAGCAUGAUAGAUUCAAACGUUUCUCUUGAUGAUCUCUUUAUUAGAGUCUGCGAUUGUUCUUAUUAUGCUGUCUUCCCUCCUGAACUUUAUGGGCUUACUACGAUAGGAGAUAUAGUAUUUGUUAAUGAUUCCUUUAGUAAUUGCAAUUCUCUUGGUAAGGCAGCAACCUUAAUAAUCCUUUUGCAUGAAUCAGCUCACUUAAUAUACAGAUAUCGUAGAAAUCAAAGUAGCUAUUUAGAAAUCACUCCUAAAAGUUGCAACCAAGCAGGGACCAAAAACAAAUCAGAAAUGGGUGAUUUUGCUGAAAAAUUGAUUUUUGGCAAGAGAUUGGUAAAAAUAAAUAGAUUUUCAGCAAGCUUUUUAUUAAAUCGAGAUAAUUGGAAUUUAAGCAAAGAAUGCUUCCAAGAGGGAUUUAAAAUGCGCUAUAAAGAAGGAAAACGUCAAGGCCAGACAGAUAUAAAGGUUGGUAAAGGCAAUUCAAGCUUAUCUAUUCAUAUUGGACGAUGUGGAAUGGCAUUAAAUGUCUGUAAUUAA
Molecule: messenger RNA, 1110 nt
Organism: Blepharisma stoltei
Lineage: Eukaryota; Ciliophora; Heterotrichea; Heterotrichida; Blepharismidae
Source: the annotation of a GenBank genome assembly